AUGGAAAUCAGUUACGGGGAUGAAAUUGAUGGUGGUAUGAGCAGUGAAUUCCAGACGAUAUACCAACAGUUCUUUCCCUACGGGGACCCUUCCAAGUUUGCAGGAUUUGUCUUCAAGGUGUUCGACUCAAAUAAGGAUGGAAGUAUUUCUUUCAAGGAAUUCAUUUGUGCGCUAUCAGUGACAUCGAGGGGGACGUUAGACGAGAAGUUAGAUUGGGCCUUUGAUUUAUAUGACUUAGAUAAAGAUGGUUUCAUCACUAAACAAGAGAUGCUACACAUAGUAGAAGCAAUAUACAGGAUGGUUGGCAAUAUGUUAGAUCUUCCCCAUGAUGAAGAUACACCAGAGAAGAGAGUACAUAAGAUAUUCACACAAAUGGAUAGAAACCGAGAUGGAAAGCUAACGAAGGAUGAGUUCAGGGAAGGAUCAAAGUGUGAUCCCUGGAUAGUCCAAGCACUCUCGUUGGAAAUACCCCAUGACAGCAACAGCGCCUCCUAGCAACCCGAUGAUGACAUCAUCAUUAUAAUUUGAAUAAAUGAAAUAGAGCGUGUGACCUGCAAAGCCAAAAAGACUUUUCUCCUUAGCACUUGACGUGUAUAACUCCCUUUUAUAAUGCUCAUAGUUAUUAAUAAAGAACGGAUGAUUUCAUCGACAUCAUCAUCGAUGAAGUGAAACUACAUAUGUUGAUGAAGAAAACAAAUCACUUGUAAUGAUGAAAGGAUUUUUCACCCUCUACAUGUGAAAUUUGCUUCACGGUUAAUGUGCGUGACCACCUUAUUCUACAUCUCAGAAAGUUGAAUACCACGUGGGCUAUACUCAUUUGGUCUUCAAUCAAUUUUAUUUCAUCUUUUAAAAGGUGAUAUAUUCAGCACUGAAUUAGAUUGUGUGAUCUGCAAUGCAGUGCUAAUGACGUUUGACACUUGACCUUAGUAACUAGCUUCAUAGCUUAUAUCCUAGAAAUAGAUGAUUACACCAACAUCUUCAUCAUCAACGAAAUCGACUUAUUCAAGAUUGUGCGAUCUGCAUUGUAAUGCAUAUGACCUCUAACCUUUAACCUGUGUGCGUUGCUUCAUAGCUUGUGUGCUUGACUCAGAAUGCUGUUAAUCAAGAUCAGUACGCAGGGAUACUAUUCUCCACAGUUUGCAAUUAUACCGCAGGUGCUUUUGGUACAAUUGUUUGAAAAUUUAAUAUCAAUGAUAGGACCCUUUUAAUGUAUUGCCAAAUUUCCAUGAAACUGCCUUACCCCUCUGUUCUUAAGCUAAUCCAUCAAAGAUUUAAUCUUAACUUAAAUAUGGGUCUAUUGCUAGGCUCAAUGGUCCAUUUUCUCAAAAUAGGUUUCAUUUGUGCCAUGGUACAAAAUCAUGGUUCGUGCAGAUUUAAUUGAUUAUCACACUUCAAUUAGGCAUCCUUUGCUGAGAGCGUGCAUUUAUGAUUUGACUUUUCUUAGUGUAUGCGAUGAAAUAAGCGUAAUAAUUAACAAAAAUCUGCAUAGUCCAUGGUUUUUUUAGUGUCUUUUGAGAAUAUGGGCUAAUUGGUAGAAUUUAUUACCGGUAUGUGUUUUAAAUGUAGACCAUGGACUUUUUAAAGUUUGUUUCGUACAUGUAGGUACAUUACUCUUCAUUAAGGUAUGCGCUUGAAAUAAUCUAAUGAUUCCUAGUAAAUAAGUGUGUGUUUUUAUAUAAGCAAGGUUUGCACUUGUUGUCAUGGUAUUGUCAGUGGACUAAAUCUGUGUUAGUCCAUGGUUGAAACCAUGGCAACUGGUGUAUAUCUAGUGCAUUUUUUCAAACACAUAUACUUUACCAGGGAUCACAAGAUCAUUUUAAGUGAAGUUUGAAUAGUCCAUAGUCUAGAUUUAAACCACCUUUUUGAAUUCCAUCCACUCUGAAUUGUCAUAAAUUUGUUUAUCUAUAUUCUGCAAUUGGAUUUGCCAGGUCUGGGAUGAUUAAGAAACUCAGAAUUGAAAUAUAUGUAAUAAUAUAUUUUGUAUGUGUCUUUAUUGUAAAAAAACAAUUGUACAAAAGUAGAUUUUUUGGACUGUUUAUAUUUGUACAAACAACAUUGUAAAUAUACUAAAGUGAAGAGUUUUGUGUACAUAUAUUGUUUCAUUGAUUUGAAAUUUAUCGUGGGUAUUUUAACUUAUGGGCAUUUUGUUCUGAUUUUGACUUAAUGAAUUAUAUGUGCUUGUGAUUAUAUUUGAUGUUAAUUGAUGAUUAAUUUCAAUAUUUAUUUUUUUGUAGUAUUUUGACAUUAUUUUAAUCAGUGUAUUUGAAUUUGAUAAUGGCUUUCAUUUCACAAAUAUAUAAAAACAAAGGAAAUAUGAAAACCAAAUAGAUUGUGAGAAUAUUGUAGAUUAAUAAAGUGUCGAAAAUCCUUAGUUUUCUUCUCCACAAAAUGCACAAUCCUGAAAGAUUGAUAAUUAUUAAAAUUUUACAUUUAUUAAUGUCAUAAGUGAUCCUGUGUAUCUCACACGUAUGUAGAAUAACGAUGGUAAUAUAGGGUUUUAUAUUGCACGCAUUUCCACCUGUUUAUGUACGCUAGCAUUACAUGUACAGAAUAUAUGUAAAUUAUCAGUAUCCAUUUAAAAUGAAUUCUCUUGGAGACACGGCACCCUGUUUACACUAUAAUGUAAUAUUCAAAAAAAAAAUUACUCUGAUUAUUUUUAAAGUCAUUCUUCACUGGAUUCACAUUGGCAUCCUAUUAAUAGUUCACAUUGGCGUCCUGCGCCUCGGAAUAGUUUAGAUAGAUGGCGCAUAAUAAAUGCUGUGUUUAUUAUUAUCAGUUGUUAUAAAGAAAUUGUUUUUAAUGUUUUUAAACAUUGUCAAAGAAAAACAAUAUUCAUGAAGAUCACAAUAACAGAGUUUAGAAUGCUUUUGUAUUCUUUUUAUUCUCAUUCUUUCAUGUUCCCAUAGUGCUAUCAAGAAAACUAACAAUAAGAAUUACCAUUCACUCAUUAAUGAGGUAUUUAAAACAUAGUAUCUACUAAAAAAACUCUAGGGAGCAAUUCUAAUUCACUUUACAUCUAUUAUGUAAACCAGGUACAGAUCUAUCUCUUGGAAUUGAUGCUUUGUUUAUAUUCACUCAUAAUCAUAAAAUUAGUAUGUUUCAAACUACACAAAACUGUGUUAGACAUGCUUGAUCAAAACACAAAUAAUGUAAUACAAAUGUAAAUUUUUGUCAGAAAAAUUCAUUCUUUGCAGUGCUUGAACUGAUGGUGGUAAUUUCUUCACAAUAUUUGAUGAAGGGAGUUUUUUUUAAGUUGCCGUAAGAAGGCUGCUCUAACAAAGAAUAACAGUUAAUAACACAUCAAAAUGAUUUCUUAGUCUUUGUUUAAUUGAAUGUUCAUGCAAAUGGUACUUUUAUAUGCACAUAUCAUUAUUUUUUGUAUAUUUAUCAAAUUUAAACGGAAAUGAUUGUCAACAGACAAUAAAAUCAACCACUCUCCCUUUUUUGUCUGAGUCAAGUUCUUGUACAAACUAUUUUACAAGAUCAUGUGAUGUUUUGGCUUUCCAAAGUGAGUAAUAUGUAAUAUAUA
This is a messenger RNA of Lytechinus pictus (painted urchin), 3529 nucleotides long. Its product is annotated as neuronal calcium sensor 1-like. Gene Ontology annotation, molecular function: calcium ion binding. NCBI's taxonomy places the organism in Eukaryota, Metazoa, Echinodermata, Echinoidea, Temnopleuroida, Toxopneustidae. The record is from RefSeq and is a predicted model, not a curated record. Bases 1 to 495 code for a protein of 164 amino acids. The transcript is spliced from 6 exons.